AUGGCAUCUGAUAGACAAUUAUUAGCUAGUGAUGUCAAUGAUAAUCAUUUAUUAGUAUGGAAUCAAUCAUGUGUAAACCCAGUUCCAGUCUAUACUGAUCAUACAAUAGCUGUUAAAGCUAUUGCAUGGAGUCCACAUCAACAAGGACUUUUAACGAGUGGUGGUGGAGCAGCUGAUGGAUAUAUUCGAUUUUGGAAUACAUUAACUGCACAAAAUUUACAAUCUAUUGAUGCUGGAUCUCAAAUGUGCAAUUUAGCUUGGUUAAAACAUUCGAAUGAACUCGUAUCAACGAUAAAUAAAGCUGGUUUAACAGGACAUACAUGUCGAUUAUUAUAUUUAGCUGUAUCGUCAGCUGGUGAAUUCAUUGUAACAGGUGCAGGUGAUGAAACAUUUCUAUUUUGGAAUGUAUUUACAAAAUGUCGUGCUAAUAAAGAAUCUGACAGUGUACUUAAUUUAACAAAACUCUAUAAAAAUCUUUAUUUUAGUCUUUUUUUUUCAUUUAUGUACAUGAACUGUCAUCUUCAAAUGUCAAACAGCAUCACUCAACAAGUAGAGCCUCAACGUAUUAUUAUUGUACCGAGUAUCGGACGUGUACUUGUACGAGAUUGUAAUUGGUAUGCAUGGCUUCAAGCUGUACUUGAACAGGAUCCAGCUGGUCCAUUUACUGUCACUAGCGAGAAUCCAUGUAUACUAUAA
Messenger RNA from Rotaria sordida, 696 nucleotides. Lineage: Eukaryota; Metazoa; Rotifera; Eurotatoria; Philodinida; Philodinidae. The record is from the annotation of a GenBank genome assembly.